AUGCUUGGAUCCAGAGCUGCAUUGCUCCGGGGGCCGGCGCGCGCUGGCAGUACGAGGAGUCUCUCACAAACACUGCUGGCUCAAAGGCACCAAAGGAUACGGCCCGUCUAUCCCGUCAUCUGCGCCUCGCGCCAAUUCAGCCUAUGGCCGUCCUCAAAACCUUCGCCCGCGCCCGCGCCCGCACCUCCCACAGACGCGCCUGCACUUGCAUCACCAGUCCCAGAACAAGUCGCCUCUUCAGCAUCAACACCGGCAUCUCCCGCAAUAGACGCUCCCUCGCCCGACGUGACAGCCAGUCUACUACAAGAAAGCGCCACACCCGGCGCGCCCGUCUCCUCAGCCGUCGACCUCGCAGCCAACACCGUCAGCGCCGUCCCACCUCUCCAGCUGGGCGACUGCGCCGCCGCCGGCCUGACCAAACUCGGCCUCGUCUCCUUCCCCGCCGGCCUCGCGGUAUCCUUCCUCGAGUUCCUCAACGUCUCCACCGGCCUCUCGUGGUUCUCGACCAUCAUAGUCGGCACCAUCGCCACGCGCGCCGUUCUGUUCCCGCUGGGCGUGCUGCAACAGCGCAAUACGGGAAAGCUCGCGCCGUUCCAGCCGAAACUGCUGGCGUUGAAGGAGAAGAUGACGGAGGCGGGCAAGACGGAGGAUAAGGUCGCAUUGCAGCGCGUUAUACUCCAACAACGGAAUAUAUACAGGCAGGCGGGAGUCAGCCUGCCUGCGAUGCUUGCGCUGCCGUUCGCGCAGAUCCCGGUCACGCUGGGCAUGUUCUUUGGGAUUAGGAGGUUGAUGGAGUCCAACUUGCCGCAGGUGCACGCGUCGGGGAUCGCGGAUAUCAUUCCUGCGUGGGCGGAUUUGAGCGUGCCGGAUCCGUACUAUAUGAUUCCGGUCGCGAGUACGGUGUUGAUGAACGUGGCUAUCAUGGCGUUCUCGAAGGACCAAGCUGCGACGUCUGACCGUAAAACCGUCGGAUUGACCAUGCUCUUCUUCCGCGGCAUGUCUAUCAUCUUCCUUCCCGUGUCGAUGACCCUCUCCCUCGGUCUGAACGUCUCAAUCAUCACCGGUUCGAUCCUCCUCGCCGCACAAACAUACAUCCUCCGCAAACCCGCCGUCCGCCGCGCACUAUCAAUCCCCCCUCUACCAAAGCGGAACAAGCAUCAAACGACGCCGACGUUCAAGGAGUCGAUCGGGUUCGCGAAGGAGUGGUUCAUCAACAAGAAGGAAGAGGCGGAGAGGAAGGCGCUCAGGCAGUCGAACGUCAAGAAGUGGUAG
Messenger RNA from Peniophora sp. CBMAI 1063, 1272 nucleotides. NCBI's taxonomy places the organism in Eukaryota, Fungi, Basidiomycota, Agaricomycetes, Russulales, Peniophoraceae. The record is from the annotation of a GenBank genome assembly.